Messenger RNA from Penicillium salamii, 1431 nucleotides. Lineage: Eukaryota; Fungi; Ascomycota; Eurotiomycetes; Eurotiales; Aspergillaceae. The record is from the annotation of a GenBank genome assembly.
AUGAUGGUUGGCGUGCCUAAAAGCAAAGGAUGCCAGACGUGCAUUCAACGGCGGGUGAAGUGCGAUCUCUCACGGCCGAAAUGCUCCCAAUGCCACCGAUAUGGCACCGACUGCCCCGGAUACAUCAGAUCUCACAAGUUCAUGGACGAAGGACCACAGCUUCGAACCCGGUAUGCCAAGACGGGAAAGCCAUCAGAGUCCAUUGACGAGUGCAUUGCCCCCGCGCUCGUUGCCCGAUCAAUGGGCAAACAGCAGCCCGUGAUAUUUGGCGAUUUCGUCAUGGCCGCGUUCACACGCUGGUUCGGACUGAAUAAAUACCGAGUCCACGUACCUUGGACAGGCUACAUCGCCCAGCACAGUGGAAAGAGCCCUGCAUUCGAUGCAGCAGUAUACAGCAUGAAUUUAGUAUUCAUGGGCCACACUCACGACGAUAAUAAACUCCAGCAGUCCAGCCGUGAGAUGUACAGCAAGGCGCUACGACUCUUCGGCGACACGAUUCGCACCGAGGCGGCCAUGAAGUCUCGCGAUAGCGUCAGUAUCACGAUCGUGCUCAGUUUGUUCGAAGCGUACUCUCGUACGAAUCCGGACUCGUGGGCUCGACAUGCUUCCGGUACGGCGGUGCUUAUGGCUCACCGGGGUCCGGCUGCGCAUCUCACGGGCUUUGAUCGAUGCUUGUAUCUUUCUUUCAGAAGCUUUAUUGUUGCGGAGGCCUUCGUCAAUGACAAGAAAUGUAUUUUCGAGCUACCCGAAUGGCAGGCUCACAUUCACCAGGUUCGCAGCGAAGAUAUGACUGAUCCUCGAGUGGAUGGUCCUAUUGCUCUGUUCAUCGAUCUGCAAGAUCGCAUCUUUGUUGAGGUUGUCAAGAUUCCAGGGAUGCUGUUUCGGUCUCGUCGGCUACAGCGAGAAUCCCAGCCGGGUGAUGCAGCAAAUCAGGUAUUGGAACAAGUGCUUCAAUGUAGCAAGACGAUAAGCACGCUCUCGGCCCAUCUCCGACUCGCUGCUGCGGUGCAAAAGUACAAUUGGUGCAAGCCGGAAGACAGAGGAAGUGUCGAAUCCAAUGACAAGGCUCAAUUCAUCGGACCAAUUCCCUCGACAUUCCCUCAACAAUUUGCAAACAGUGUGCUUCACGGAUGCGACAUCUGUCUGUUUCUUCUUGGUCUUCUGCAAGACCACUUACAAGGCUAUUGCCACGUUGGUAUUGCAAGUGGCGCUUCGGAUGGAACUCAGACAGCCCCAGCAGACCGUCUCCCUUUUCGAAUUGUCUCCAAGCUUCGCAGCAGCUCGGGCAAUGCGAUGCCAUCAAGUGUAAUUAGCGCCUUGCACAAAGACUUGCCAUCGCCAGACAAAUGGCUCGAUCUCGUCGCAGCAUCUAUGGGAUUAGAGGCAUUUGAUAUCAUCACACACACUACCAAGAGCCAUCAGACGACUUGA